CCCGAAAGUAUCAGCGACUGCUUCCUUCCCACCCGCAUCUCUGCCCUCCCACUUCAUCCGCCGCUUCCUCCCCCUCCUCGCUCUUUCUUCUUCUCAUUCACUUCUGAUCAUCCCCUCCGAUUCGUCAGGCUUUCAUCCCACCUCAUCUCAUUUCUUUCUCACAGCCCAACUCUCUUUCAUUGGUCGUUCAUCUCAAAUUGUUCUGGACCAGGGGUGUCUAGUUUAACGACCUGUGCUGUGACGGUUGAUAUCGCAUUGGGAUUUGUCUUCUACAGAAACAAGUCUUGAUAGCAAGCAACCUGAUGAGUCGUGAGAGAAUGGUAGAGUUUGUGGCGGGCGCUGCGUCGGGAUUUGUUGCAGACGGUGUAACGCACCCUGUGGACACUGUUCGAACAAGAUUGUGGGUUCAAGGGGAAGGGACAGCUUACAGGUAUUCUGGAUUGCUUCAUGGAACAGUAGACAUGGUGAAGAAAGAGGGAUUGCCCUCGCUCUUCAAAGGUUUCGGAAGCGUCGCAUUGCUGACUCCUUUAGCGCAUGGUCUUUACUUUGGAUCAUAUGAAUGGUUCAAGCGAACACUAGGACACCGGAAAGGCGGCCUAGGCCUCGGAGACUCCUCCAACGCUAUGAUCUCAGGAUUCUUUGCGAAUGGAGUCGGAGGUCUGGUGUGGAAUCCGAUGGACGUGGUGAAGCAGAAGCAACAAGCCAACGUCGGCAGCUUGUACAAAAGUCCAUUGAAUGGGCUCGUUGAGGUUUGGAGGGAGGGAGGCAUGUGCCGGGGUUUGAUGAAAGGAUAUUGGUCGGGAAUGGCAACAUAUGGGCCAUUUUCAGCUAUUUACUUCAUGAUGUACGAGAACUGGAAAGUAGCAUGCAUGAAAUGGACUACGCAGCAUG
Molecule: messenger RNA, 891 nt
Organism: Guillardia theta CCMP2712
Lineage: Eukaryota; Cryptophyceae; Pyrenomonadales; Geminigeraceae
Exons: 1
Source: RefSeq, a predicted model, not a curated record